Messenger RNA from Microdochium trichocladiopsis, 3544 nucleotides. RefSeq lists its product as uncharacterized. The record is from RefSeq and is a predicted model, not a curated record. Lineage: Eukaryota; Fungi; Ascomycota; Sordariomycetes; Xylariales; Microdochiaceae. The transcript is spliced from 4 exons. The coding region runs from base 296 to 3484 and encodes 1062 amino acids.
UGCCGACAUGGUGCAGCCGGCUCUUGGAGGCAGCCGGCCUCCGAAUGGCUCGUUUCCUUCGAUGCCCACGGUCUUGCCCGCCUGUCCUAGCCCUGCGAGGCCCAGAUGCUCCCUCCCGGCAGCUCCAAAAGUCCUACCGUCGUCAUGGCUGGCCAGAGUGACUCUUCCUGCUUGUCCAUAGUUAUAACCAUGCCACGGGUGGCGAUCUUGCAUGGACCACUAGUCUUCCGUUCCUGUUAGUCGCCGUCGUCCUUGACACCUCCGGCACCCACCAAGCCUCGUCCUCGUAGACGCAAUGAACGCCAAAAAGUCCGAAAUGUUUGCCCCAGGCAGGCGGGACUCGAUCGACUCGGACUUUCACGAACGCGAACCGUCGCUUAGGCCACAGUCGACCAACACCUCCACCGACUCACAGUCGUGGCCUUCAAGUCCCAGCAUGUCGCGAAGAGAGAUGCCCGGGCGUAGUGAACCACAAUCUUGCGUGGCCCGGUCACCGGUAACGGAGGACUGUGCGACUCAGCAGUUUUUAGUCUGGGCAGCCAUAAAGCGCAACCGAUCCGUCAGAAUGGCUGCCAACGAUCGGCUCAAGUGCCCUCUUGUGCGCUGUGGCGAGCGGUUCGACGAGCACGAGACGAUGCUCAGGCAUCUCGCAAAAUGCCAGCACCUCAAGACUGGCGAAUACCUUUGCUACGAGUGCAUGCAGGUCGAGCGGUUCAACGACGGCAGCCGCAGGUGUUGCUCAACUCAGCCAAGCAAGAGGAGGAAGAUUGUGAAGCUUGCGAAGAACUUCUUCUCGAAUAUUGGCAACAAAGCCCGGCGCGCCGACGCAAAUGUGAUGGAUCAGGAUGACAGCACUACGCCGCCGCCAGCCUACGACGAGAUGGUGCAUAUGAACAUCACAGAGUCGGAUGUUGAUCAACCGAAUCCUCAACUAGAGCUCAAUGGCAACGAGAUACUCGAGUUGGAUGCAGAGGUAGUACAUCAGUUGGAUCCUGUCAACUACGUUGGGGACGUGGGGCAUCAAUCAAGACAGUCCUUAUCAGAAGCGCAAGGUAGAACAGCCUUGUCCCAUCAUCAUGUGCCGGUCGACACAAACACCCAACAACAGUGCAGUUCGUUGUCGACGUACGGGGGACAGCAUCGACCUGUGGCGCAGAGCCCUGCCCCUUACUCGCCGUCCGGUUUCCGGCGCCCAUCGCUGGCUCUGAACACUGAGGUCGACCAGUACAGAAAACUCGCACAUGGCAAGUAUCUUACACCCAGCUCGUCAGUUCGAUCACAACAGAGCUCGCAACAGAGUGCGCAUGGUGUAUCACCUAUCACUCCAUGGAGUGCGAGCUCACGAGCGUCAGGGGUGAGCGCGGAUUCGUGGGCGAUGGCCUCAGGAAUCAACACGCAUAUGACUUCCCCCACCAGUCCCAUAAGCCCUCUCGGCAACGAUGCCGGCAUGACCAACGUCUUUCACGCAAUCAAGCCGCAGUCCUUCAGCUCCUGCCCUGGAAAUGCUGCAGCUACUUACUCUGAGAAGGGGCGGUCGAAGCAGCCUGCCGAUUACAGUCAGCCUGAUCCGAUGGCUUCAAACAUUUCGGAUCACGUUCUCUUUCCGUCAACACAGGAGAGAGAGACCUACUCUUGGCUGUCUUCUGUCAAUACCGAACUUUCUUUAGGAACCUCGGUCAAUGUUAUGUUCUCGAACGACCACACCACAUUUUCGGCCGACUACCCGGCUUAUGCAGAGACAACGCCAGCUACAGACGCAGGCCGGCUUUUGGUGGACUCUGUAUGGGAGGCGCUACGUCAGCACGUCGAGAGCUCCUUCUCGAAAGUGGUUGAGCUGGGCAGCAACCCAUUAUCCCUGCGGCUACGGCAGGAAUCGGCAAUAUCUAUAGCCACGAAAGGGUUUGAGAGUUUGCGCAGCAUCUUGAAUGGGAGAGACCCUUCAGAUCCGCUCGACUAUCUAUGUUUCGUGCAUCUUGUGUAUGCAUUUUCUCUCGUCCUCCAUGAGGACGAUCUCGUGCAGAGAUCGGAGAUGCUCUUCAAGCAGGCCCUGGCCUAUAGGGGCUUCUUGAACUCGGACUGGUCCGGCUUUUAUUGUGAGUUGGUCACUCGAAUAUGGGACCCAAACGUACAUACGGCACGUCAGGCGGGUGGUAUGCUCUCUCCUCACCAGAGACUGAGCGGCAGAGUCACAAGUGGCCAGUUCCGCACGACGCCAGCCACAACCGUGGACAAGGACGCACUCGCGACAGUUUCACAGGAUUUCCUGGACGAAUUCGAAAGCCUAGUGCUCAACAGCAAAAGUAUGAAGCCUGCCGACAUUCUCGCGUCCGCGCUAUGGUCUACUCAUAUGGAAGACCUGCACACGGACCCCAGGUCCAAUCAGCCAUUUGUGGCUAGCGCAAACUACAUCAUCAAUGUUCUUAGCCAGAGCUUCCGUGAUAGUCCUGGCCUGACACAGCGUCUCCGAGUUGUCGCGCAGCGAGUACGCGAUCAGGCCGUAUCUACAGUGAGAAGGCUGGAGAUGGAGUUGAUGCAGGCUGGCAAGGUUGUUCUAGAGAAGUCUGUCUUCUUCGACAAAUAUGUGCCACAAGUCCGACGGCAGUGUACCAGCCUAUAUCCAAAACAUAGUAACAAUCCCAGAGUCAGAUAUCACACGUUGGCCGCCUCGUUCGCCGAGCAGUUACUACAAAGCGCGGCGAGAGACAAUACAAUGCCGCAACACACCCAAGCUGCAGGUAUACCCAGCAUAUCAAUGAGCUUGACGGAGUCACUGGACGCUUUCUUUCCAUUGUCGAUGAACGACCCCUUCGAAGUGCCCGAAGGCAUUGAGAACUUUCUGCAGCCAUCCGCGGCCCAGGGACCUCACCAAUAUCACCAACCCGAUCCUGCUACUCCCAUGCCGCUUGGCCUUCCCGGCCAGCACAUGAACAUGGUCUCAUUAAAUGCCAACAUCGAGACGCCUUUUCCUGCCAGCUUUCCCAACGCCGGGGUGUCGACACCCCGCCUCAUGACCGCUAGCCAUUCCCCAGCCAAUAUAUCGCCUGCUGAGCCAUCCGAGGUGCGCGCACCGGGACGCACGAACGGAACCCCGUUAAAGAUGCGACAGGAACAACCAGCAUCCAAAAAGGCUCGCAUCACCUAUGGCACGAGAGAUGUUGCCCCCAAGGACGAUGCUGCACAGGCAUCGACUGCAUCGCCAGCGGCAGUUCCGUCGACACCACAGGUCGAGGCAAACAGCUGCUGCGAGAUCUGCGGUUAUAGACCCAAGGGAGACCCACAGUGGUUCAAGGGCAGCAUGGCCAAGCAUAAGAAGCUGCAGCACUCGAAUGAGCCCCCAACCAUCUAUCGGUGUCCGUUCCCUGGGUGUACAAGUGCGUACAAGAACCGCCAGGACAACCUCCGUCAGCACCAGAUCGAAAAGAACCAUUUCGUCGAUGAACAGGGGCAGCAGAGGCGCCCCAACAAGCGAAAGAGAGCUUCUUGACAGCGUAGUGUCGUAGGCAAUUUGGUUGCGUGGACGACAGUUUUUGGUCUCCGACACUGC